Molecule: messenger RNA, 1158 nt
Organism: Suillus subalutaceus
Lineage: Eukaryota; Fungi; Basidiomycota; Agaricomycetes; Boletales; Suillaceae
Exons: 8
Coding region: 1-1158 (385 amino acids)
Source: RefSeq, a predicted model, not a curated record
AUGGCUCCCCCUGUACGCUGCUACUGCAAAGUUACAAAGUGCAACGGCAUUCUUGUUCCACCUCACGUUUUUCGCUCGCAUGAGCGCUCUGACUUAUGCCAACAAACUCUUGCUGAUCAGGCUAACUUUGCCCGGCGUGUCGGGCAAUGCAUCAUCUCACAGGGUGAUGCAGAUAUUGAGCCAGUUCCUCGAGGAUUUUCAGUUCCGUUACAUGAACCUCCCCCUCCCUUGUCUCCGGAGUUUCGUGACCCUUUGGCGGAUGUUGUAUUGGAUUACGGGGCACUUACAGAUGUAGAUUUUGGUAUUGCGACAUCCAGCGGCCCUCUGCCCAACCUUGGUCCUAACAUGCGCAGUCCCGAGGCUCUUAUUGCCGCUGUUGACCACUUUGACGCGUAUAACAAUGCGACAGCUGGAGAAGACCACACGGAUCUUUUGCACCUCCCUCACCAUCUGCUAGUGAUAUACGCACUUGUCUCGUGGCUUCACCUUCAGUUUCACCUUCCACGAGUUACAUGCAAUGCACUCCUUGCGAUACUGGCUUGCAUUUUACUCUCGAUUGCACCCGCCAUCAACACUCCUUUUAUAACGCUUCAAUCCAGCAAUCGGGUACUUGGUGUGGACAAGACUAUCUACACUCUUCCUGUUUGCCCUUCUUGCCGCAAAGUUUUCCCUCCUGCUGGUUCAGUGCAUACCGUGGAUACCUGUCCGAUCUGCCUCGAUGAUCUUUUCCUGUCAGAACACACUCUGCGGGGUAACCAACGAGCAGUCAAGUCCCCGAAGCAUUACUGGAUGGCUCGCCUUGAAGUGUUUGCACUUGUGCUACAGAUGCAGCAAUUCGCUGGCACUGGCAGUUCUACCCUGUGGACCCGAGUACUGCAUGUCUCCAGUUUGGUCCUGGAAAAGCAAGCCACCGCGUUGGUAUGGGGUUGUGGCCUCCACCUGGUGCCAAGGACUGCGAGCGAGAACGUGGCUCACUGCCUGAUGAGAAAGGAGUGUGCAAGUUUCCAUGACCAAGACAGGGAAGGUGUACGCUGCUCGUUGUGCCUGGGGAUGAAUGGGGUUUCUGCUAAUAAUAUGAUUGGGCAGCCAUGGUCCACUGAAGAUGAGGCUGGCCAAAUUGGUGUGGACCACUCAUUUGAGACUGGCGGUCUUGACUAA